UUCUCCGCAGGCCGGCCCUCUAGUCCCCUGGCGGCGGCGCCCGCACCCUCUGCUCCCCCGGGCUUCUCUGGGCCCUGAAAGGGUACCAGCGACUUUGCUCCGGUUCCCGCAGACCGAAAGUGGGAGUCGGCAUGGCUUCCGUGAGCAUCCGAGAGGCCAAGGAGGGAGACUGUGGAAGCAUCCUGAGACUGAUUCGGGAAUUAGCGGAGUACGAGAAACUGUCAGAUCAAGUGAAGAUCAGUGAAGAAGCCCUGAUAGCUGAUGGCUUUGGAGAGAAUCCUUUCUAUCACUGUUUGGUAGCAGAGAUUCUUCCCACGCCGAUGGAGUCACAGGAACCCCAUGUGGUGGGCUAUGGGCUGUAUUACUUCAGCUACAGCACUUGGAAAGGACGCAACAUUUAUCUAGAAGACAUCUAUGUCAUGCCGGAAUAUCGGGGUCAGGGGAUUGGCACCAAGAUAAUCAGGAAGGUGGCUGAGGUCGCCUUAGACAAGGGCUGCACCCAGUUCCGCCUGACAGUCCUGGAUUGGAACAAAAACGCCAUCGGUUUAUACAAGAGCCUAGGAGCCCAAGAUUUGACGGAAGCUGAGGGCUGGCAUUCCUUUCGCUUUGAAGGAGAGGCAAUGAGGGAGUUGGCAGGAAAGUGAUACCAUUCCUUGAGGAUCUCUUUCUCCCCUACCACGUCAAGCACUCCUGAAAAAUGUAUCUCCACAGAUACUUGCCUGAAAGAAGGGUUGAAUGUGAAUAUUCCCAAAGUAUAGAAAGAGCAGCACUGAGAGAGGGGUCUUUUCACCUAAUUCUUGAAGGUGAAAAAUAAAUGAAAUUACUCUGUG
This is a messenger RNA of Erinaceus europaeus (western European hedgehog), 830 nucleotides long. It is a transcript of the gene SAT2, whose product is annotated as spermidine/spermine N1-acetyltransferase family member 2. Bases 132 to 644 code for a protein of 170 amino acids. Gene Ontology annotation, molecular function: N-acetyltransferase activity. The transcript is spliced from 6 exons. The record is from RefSeq and is a predicted model, not a curated record. Lineage: Eukaryota; Metazoa; Chordata; Mammalia; Eulipotyphla; Erinaceidae.